Pseudonaja textilis is the source of this 5890-nucleotide messenger RNA. RefSeq names its product phosphatidylinositol-4-phosphate 3-kinase catalytic subunit type 2 alpha (gene PIK3C2A). Gene Ontology annotation, biological process: phosphatidylinositol 3-kinase/protein kinase B signal transduction; phosphatidylinositol-3-phosphate biosynthetic process; phosphatidylinositol-mediated signaling. Gene Ontology annotation, molecular function: phosphatidylinositol binding; 1-phosphatidylinositol-3-kinase activity; 1-phosphatidylinositol-4-phosphate 3-kinase activity. NCBI's taxonomy places the organism in Eukaryota, Metazoa, Chordata, Lepidosauria, Squamata, Elapidae. Gene Ontology annotation, cellular component: plasma membrane; phosphatidylinositol 3-kinase complex; cytoplasm. The record is from RefSeq and is a predicted model, not a curated record.
UUCAAUAUCCAAGUACUUCCCAGAACAAUUAGAACUACAUACAUAAAGAAUGAUGUAACACGAUGGUUAAUCAAAAAGGUUGUAAAUGUUCCUUCUGUGCCUUUAACAGCCACAUACAGUAAUUGGAUAAAAAUCAGGUGGUGAAACUCCAUGACUAAUUCUUCAGACCUAAAAAACUUGAAUUUUUCCUAUUUAAGUGAGAUCUCUGACAAAAACUAUCUGUGUUAUCUGAAAGUCUUCUCUGCUUUUCAAAACAGCGAUUUGGUUUUCCUUUCAGUACUACACAGUCCUUCAGUUUGCCCAGCUUUGGUGGGAAUAAUGGAAGAAAGCUAGAAGCCUGUGAUGACCUUAACCCAGCCUACUUGCCUAAAGGCCUUAAGCAGAAUCCCCCCUGACAGUUUUAUUGAAUCUGUUGAACGUUUUUGGGCCAAAGAGUUUCAGAAGAAGAAUUGAAAUCGUUAACGGACAUCUGCUUUCAUAGAAUGGCCCAGAUAUCUAGCAGCAAUGAAUUUAAACAACGUUCAUCACCAGUUUUGGAUCCAGCAAGACCCAAAGACGUGGACAAAGAAGAAGCACUGCAAAUGGAAGCUGAAGCUCUGGCUAAGAUGCAAAAAGAAAGAGUAGUGGUCGAGAGUAGACAAAAGAGUGAUACCUUAAGCUACUCUUGGCCAAGUGUACAGUCCUGCAGGAAACAAGAUCAUGAUCUUAUGGUGUUUCCAGAGUCUGAUGGCAAGAAGAAGGUGGAUGAUAAGUUAAAUUCAAUUGACAUAGACAAACUUACAUGUGCUGAAUUAGAGAAACUUCUUUUAGAAGAAAAUCUUGAAUCCCACAAACCAUCUACCUUGUCAGCCACUCAGAUUCUUGGGGCAUCAUCUUCACAAUUUUAUUCUCACCCUGUUUCUCAAAGCGGGCAGUGGACAUCUAGUUUGCCUGCGUCUUCCAGUAGUGCCCGAUCUUCUGUUUACUCCGUACCUUCUUUAACCAAACAAGUUGGUAUAUUUCAGAAUGGCUUUCAUCCAGGUGUAUCCACUUACCAAUCUACAAAGCCUGUCUAUCUUUGUCUUCCAGAAAGGUCUCAAUACAUUUCAUACCCACUGCCAUUUACUUCAAGUUUCCAUCCACAAGGAAGUGUACCUAUGUAUCAUUCAGCACUUACCCCUGAAAUGGCAAAAGUAUUUGAUAAGAUUGCAAGUACUUCAGAAUUUCAAAAAAAUGGGAAAUCAAAGACAGACUUAGAGAUGACUGGUGCUAAACCUACUCUUAGUUUGCCAACCUCCGAAAGCUCCAGUGAUAUUAGUAAAUUUGAUUGGUUGGAUUUAGAUCCUUUAAGUAAACCAAAGGUGGACAAUCUAGAUAUAUUUUAUAAUUCAGAAGAUGGAGGAAAGAUAACGAAUGCUAAAAUUGUAGAAGAUCCUUGGGACGCUGUGCUACUGGAAGAGAAAUCUCCAGGAAAGAGCCAUCUUGAAAGAAAACUUAGUGGAAAAUCUGCUUCUGAGGCCACAGUUACAAGAAGUCAGUCUUUAAACAUUCGAACUGCUCAGCUUGCUAAAUUACAGGGCCAAACUUCACAGACAGACAAUGGGACCAGUAGCCUGCCAGGAGAAAACAAGCUUCUAAAAAAUGUUGAAUGGCAAAAUCAAGAACAAGCAGCAUUUUGUGAUGCCAUUGCAAAAUUAAGGACCAAGUUUCCUCAUACCAAGCAUGAUACAAACUUGGGUUUCGUGUUGAGUCCAGUCAUGUUGCAAAGAAAUGUAAGUGGAGAGAACUCCAGCAUCAAGAUUUCAAUAGAAAUUGGGGGUUUUCAACAACCAGUGACAUUCACAUGUGAUGUGAGUUCUCCAGUUGAACUUAUAAUAAUGCAGGCUCUUUGCUGGGUACAUGAUGACUUGAACGAUGUAGAUAUUGGCAGUUAUAUUUUAAAAGUUUGUGGACAAGAAGAAGUUUUACAGAACAAGCAUUCUGUUGGAAGCCAUGAGUAUAUUCAAAACUGCAGAAAGUGGGACACAGAGAUUAUUCUACAAUUAUUAACUAAUAAUAAUAUUUGUAGAGAUCUCGCACGAACAGUAGAGGAUGAUGGGACAACAAUAGAUUUGACAAAACAUCUCUGCCAUGUAAAAAAGCUUUUCAGAGAGACCAUUCAGAGCCACUCUCUUGAAGAACUAUUAGAAGCUUAUCACAAUCAAGUUGACAUACUGCUUAAAAAUAAGAAUCGGUUUAAAGCAAUGGAACCAGUCAUCAAAGCUGUCAGAAAAAUUUGCUAUUCAUUAGAUGGGGUAGAGACUCCAGAAAUUACUGCAGCUGUAAAGAAUCUAAGAAGAACAGUUAACCUUCCAGGGAAUAAGAGCCCUGAGGGAUCUAUAAUAUCAUCUGAUGACACUAGCAAGACUCCAAUUGGUUCUUCGCAAUCUGAAAAUCCUCUUCAAAUGAGCAUAGAUCAACUGACCUCUGCAGUCCAUGCUCUUCUUCAACUCUACUUGAACUCAUACCACAGUCCUUCAUUAAGCACUCCAGGGACUACGAAAAGCACUAAAGAAGCAUGGACUGCCACAGAGCAUCUCCAGUUCACCAUAUUUGCUGCUCAUGGAAUUCCUAAUAACUGGGUUUCAGUCUAUGAAAAAUAUUAUCUGGUUUGCUCUUUGACCCAUAAUGGAAAAGAUCUCUUCAAACCAGUCCAGUCCAAGAAGGUUGGCACAUAUAAGAAGUUCUUCUAUUUGAUUAAAUGGGAUGAAUUAAUAAUUUUUCCCAUCCAAAUUUCUCAGUUGCCAUUAGAGUCCAUCCUAUGCCUUACUCUUUUUGGUAUUUUAAAUCAAAAUGGUUCACCAGAUUCAAAUAAACAGAGAAAAGGCCCAGGAAUGUUGGGUCAGGUUUCGUUACCGCUCUUUGACUUUGAACGAAUGUUAACAUGUGGGACAAAACUUUUACAUCUUUGGAUAUCUCCUCAAAACUUAAAUACUGUCUCUGGAGUAGCCCAUAGAAAAGGAAACCUAAUGGAAAGGAUAAUGUUGCAGGUUGACUUUCCUUCUUUACCAUUUGACAUUAUAUACAAAAUUCCUCAGGCUGCAAACAACUCCACAUGUAAUUCUAUAGAAACAUUGGAAAAAGAUUCAAGGGAGCGUCUUCUUUCCAUUAUUUCCAAAGAGGGUACAUAUGGAUUAUCUAGGAAAGAUAAGGCAUUUUUAUGGGAGAAGCGACAUUAUUGUUGCACACAUUCAGGCAGCCUGCCUAAGAUCCUGGCUAGUGCUCCAAGCUGGGAUUUGACUAAUCUUCCUGAAAUAUAUUUGCUACUUCAACAGUGGCCUCCUUUACCUCCACUUACUGCAUUAGAAUUGCUGAAUGCAAAUUUUGCAGAUCAAGAAGUAAGAACAAAAGCUGUACAGUGGAUUGAGGCAAUAAACGAUGAUGAACUUGCGGACCUUCUUCCCCAGUUUGUUCAGGCAUUAAAAUAUGAAACUUAUCUGGACAACUCUUUAGUCAGAUUCCUCUUGGCCCGAGCAUUAGGAAAUAUUCGAAUAGCACACUACCUAUAUUGGUUACUAAAGGAUACCUUGCAUGAUACCAAACAUGGAAUAAGGUAUGAGCAUAUCCUUGGUGCCUUCCUUUCCAUCUGUGGCAAAAAUCUGAGAGAAGAGCUGGAAAGGCAGUCAAGACUUGUGCAGAUCUUAGGAAUGGUUGCAGAAAAAGUCAAGCAGACGAGUGGAUCAGCCAGACAGAUGGUUCUGCAAAGUGGAAUGGAACGUGUCCAGUCUUUUUUCUUGAAAAACAAAUGCCGCUUGCCUCUCAGCCCCAGUCUUGUAGCUAAAGAAUUGAAUGUGAAGGCAUGUUCCUAUUUCAGUUCUAAUGCAGUUCCUCUUAAAAUUGCUUUUGUGAAUGCAGAUCCUUUGGGAGAAGAAAUUAAUGUAAUGUUUAAGGUAGGAGAAGAUCUGCGCCAGGAUAUGUUAGCAUUGCAAAUGAUAAAAAUCAUGGAUAAGAUCUGGUUACAGGAAGGACUGGAUUUGAGGAUGGUUAUGUUCAAGUGCCUUGCAACUGGCAAAGAUAGAGGAAUGGUAGAACUUGUUCCAGCUUCAGAUACCCUUAGGAAAAUUCAAGUGGAGUAUGGAGUGACAGGAUCCUUUAAAGAUAAGCCUCUUGCAGAAUGGCUAAGAAAAUACAACCCUACAGAAGAAGAAUAUAAAAAGGCUUCUGAAAAUUUCAUCUAUUCCUGUGCUGGGUGUUGUGUGGCUACCUAUGUUCUAGGCAUCUGUGAUCGCCACAAUGAUAACAUAAUGCUUCGAAGUACAGGACAUAUGUUUCAUAUUGAUUUUGGAAAAUUCUUGGGGCAUGCUCAGAUGUUUGGAAGCUUUAAGAGGGAUCGGGCUCCUUUUGUACUGACAUCAGAUAUGGCUUACGUUAUCAAUGGUGGAGAAAAGCCCACAAUUCGUUUCCAGCUGUUUGUUGAUCUCUGCUGCCAAGCUUAUAAUCUAAUCAGAAAACAAGCCAACCUUUUCCUUAAUCUGCUGUCACUGAUGAUGUCUUCUGGCUUGCCAGAACUUACUGGAGUUCAAGAUCUCAAAUAUGUCCAAGAUGCUCUUCAGCCCCAAACUACUGAUGCUGAGGCUACCAUUUUCUUCACAAGGCUAAUUGAAUCAAGCUUGGGAAGUGUUGCUACAAAGUUCAACUUUUUUAUUCACAACCUUGCUCAACUGUGUUUCUCAGGGCUGCCUUCUAACGAUGAGCCAAUCCUAUCUUUUUCACCCAAAACAUACUCACUCAAACAAGACAGUCAUAUCAAAGAAGCAUCUGUUUUUACCUACCAUAAGAGAUACAACCCAGAUAAAUAUUAUAUCUAUGUGGUCAGAGUUUUGAGAGAGGGGCAAACUGAACCCACAUUCAUUUUCCGCACAUUUGAUGAGUUUCAGGAGUUACACAACAAGCUUGGAAUCUUAUUUCCUCUUUGGAAAUUACCAGGCUUUCCUAGUAAGAUGGUUCUAGGAAGAACUCACGUAAAGGAUGUAGCAGCCAAGAGGAAAGUAGAGCUAAAUAGCUACAUACAAAGUUUAAUGAAUGCAUCAACAGAUGUAUCGGAGUGUGAUCUCGUUUAUACUUUCUUCCAUCCCUUACCUCGUGAUGAAAAAGCUGAAGGAAUUGAUGGAAUAACUAGGUGUACAGAUGUAGGCCCUUCAAGUCCUACCUCAGGCAAAGUAGGAGGAAAAGUUAAGUUGUCCAUCUCCUAUAGAAACAAGACUCUGUUUAUCAUGGUGAUGCACAUUAAAGAUCUGGUUACUGAUGAUGGUGCAGAUCCUAACCCUUAUGUAAAGACGUAUUUGCUUCCAGACACGCAUAAAACCUCUAAACGGAAAACCAAAAUAUCACGGAAAACUAGAAAUCCAACGUUCAAUGAAAUGCUUGUGUACAGUGGAUAUAGCAAAGACACGCUCAAGCAAAGGGAACUUCAGCUAAGUGUACUCAGUGCUGAAUCUCUGCGUGAAAACUUUUUCCUGGGUGGUAUCACUCUUUCUUUAAAGGAUUUUAACUUAAGCAAGGAGACUGUGAACUGGUACAGGCUUGCUGCUGCACCAUACUUAUGAACCUGACAACUUGCAGAGCUGAAGAUACGAACUAAGUAAUCUUAACUCCAUUUGUAUAUGAUCACUUUUCUCUACUUGAAGAUAAUCCAUACACUUUAGCUUGAAACACUGCAAUUUGGUGGAUUAUAGUUGGACCAGCCUUAGCAAAACUUUAUACAAGACUUCUGGCAAGUCAUCUGCUUUAUGCUUUAACUGCAAUAAUAUCUAAGCAUUGAUGUAUAUGAAUUGUAUAAAUGUAAUACUUGUUAUAAAUGCAGUUUUGAAUAUGAAGAAAUGUUUCAAAUUCAAUAUGAGGGGGUUAUCCUGAAUUCAUUUCAAUGCUCUUU